Messenger RNA from Chaetomium globosum CBS 148.51, 300 nucleotides. RefSeq lists its product as uncharacterized. The transcript is spliced from 2 exons. The record is from RefSeq and is a predicted model, not a curated record. Lineage: Eukaryota; Fungi; Ascomycota; Sordariomycetes; Sordariales; Chaetomiaceae. The coding region runs from base 1 to 300 and encodes 99 amino acids.
AUGACAGAGCAUUCCACGGAACCGAUCCCUCGACCGUGCGGCCCGCCGCCACCCGUCAAGGCACACGGCUAUAGCAUCGUCAAGAAUGGGAAAAACGGACUCAAAUACAAGUUCAGAUGUGCCAAGGCUCGCAAGUACAAGGAUCAACGCUCCUCCGAAAUUCACGAGAGCAAGCGGAGGAAGUCCAGCACCCAGAUGACCGGCUGCAAGUUCCGACUGACAGCCAAGCCGCUACCUGACGGCAAGUGGCUGUUAGAGGUGCCUGAAGGGGAGUUCUCAGGUCACAACAACGUCAAUUGA